This is a messenger RNA of Ilex paraguariensis (yerba mate), 1569 nucleotides long. The record is from the annotation of a GenBank genome assembly. NCBI's taxonomy places the organism in Eukaryota, Viridiplantae, Streptophyta, Magnoliopsida, Aquifoliales, Aquifoliaceae.
CCCAACCCACCAACCACAAACCAUUCCCCACCACCGCAAAAUGGCAGAAACUGUCCCAUUUCGCAGCCAAUUAUUACCCAGCUUAACCCUCAUUCUCUUGUCCAUCCUCCAAUCAGAUUCUGCCACGUCACGAAUAAUCCACCUUCCCAACCAAUCCGACUCCAAGAACUUCACCAUCUCCGUCAUAGACUUUGGCGCCGUAGGCGACGGCGUCCACUACGACACCGUUCCGAUCCAGACCGCCAUCGACUCCUGCCCUCCCACGACCCACUGCCGCGUCACGUUCCCACCCGGGACCUACCUAACUGCCACGCUCCGCCUCAAAUCCGGCGUCGUUUUGGACGUACAAAGAAACGCCACCAUUUUGGGAGGUACGAAAUUGGAAGACUACCCAGAAGAGAGUGAUAAGUGGUACGUGGUAUUGGCGGAGGAGGCAGAGAACGUGGGUAUUACUGGUGGAGGAGAGAUAAACGGGCAAGGGUUGAGGUUUGUGAAGAGGUUUGAUGAGAGGAAGAAUGUGAUGGUGAGUUGGAAUCGGACUGGGGCGUGUUUGGGUGAUGAGUGCAGACCCAGGUUGGUUGGGUUCAUUGGGUGUAGGAAUGUGAAGGUUUGGGAUGUCAAGUUGACUGAGCCGGCCUACUGGUGCUUGCACGUAGUACGGUGUGUCAACACAUCCAUUCUUGAUGUUUCUAUCUAUGGGAAUUUCGACAGUCCUAACAACGAUGGUAUAGAUAUAGAGGACUCCAACAAUACAGUCAUUACAAGAUGCAAAAUCAAUACAGGAGAUGAUGCCAUUUGCCCAAAGACAUCUACAGGUCCCCUCUACAAUCUAACAGCGACUGACUGUUGGAUUCGAACAAAAUCUUCAGCAAUUAAACUCGGCAGUGCUAGUUGGUUUGAUUUCAAGGGUCUGGUGUUUGACAAUAUCACCAUUGUGGAGUCUCAUAGAGGGCUUGGACUGCAGAUACGUGAUGGAGGAAAUGUGAGUGACAUAACUUUCUCAAACAUAAAUAUCAGCACAAGAUACUAUGAUCCGUCCUGGUGGGGGAGAGCAGAACCUAUCUAUGUGACUACUUGUCCAAGGGAUAGUAACACCAAAGCUGGUUCUAUCUCCAAUAUACAAUUUGUUAACAUCACAGCAACUUCUGAAAAUGGUGUCUUCUUGUCGGGAUCCAAAGGUGGAGUCUUGAGCCAUUUGAAAUUUGUUAAUGUGAAUCUUACCUACAGAAGAUGGACAAAUUAUGCAGACGGGUUGCUCGAUUACAGACCAGGAUGCCAAGGACUUGUUAAUCACAGCACAGCUGGGAUUAUGAUGGAACACAUUGAAGGUUUGGAGGUUGAAAACAUAAACAUGAGAUGGUCUGAAGAUAGGACUGGAAGAUGGAAUAAUCCUUUGUAUUUCAGGCCUUCCACUGUAAACAACAUUUCUUUUCUUAAUUUCCACUCAGGUUUGUACAAACUAUAAGGGAUGAGCUUGGAAUCGAGAUGAAACAAUUUUUCUUUGGCGGAAAUAAAAUUUGAGUCAGAUUCAAGAUUUAUUAUCGAGUUUUUUCUUUUUCUUUUUCUUCU